This is a messenger RNA of Vigna angularis (adzuki bean), 1060 nucleotides long. RefSeq lists its product as uncharacterized. Gene Ontology annotation, biological process: regulation of DNA-templated transcription. The coding region runs from base 62 to 985 and encodes 307 amino acids. Lineage: Eukaryota; Viridiplantae; Streptophyta; Magnoliopsida; Fabales; Fabaceae. The transcript has 8 exons. Gene Ontology annotation, cellular component: nucleus. The record is from RefSeq and is a predicted model, not a curated record.
ACAGUGUACUAUUGAAUUGUAUGUUUAGGAGUGUAAGAAGAAAAACAAAGGGGAGUGAGGAAUGGAAAGAGUGACAGAACAACCAAAAUUGGACUAUGAAGCUCUCAGAAAGGCUCGCAUGUUAGAGAAUCAGGCUAAGUUGGAGUCUCUAGGUGUUGGAAAAACUGUUUCUCAACUCCGACAACAAGUCAAGGAACAACAACCACAUCGUCCUUACCAAAAGAAAGCAUACGGUCUCACUCCUUUGCGCCGCUCCCUGCGAAUAAGUAACAACCUUAGAAUAAGUAACAACCUUAGAAUAAGUAACAACCUUAGAAUCAGUAAAAACCUUAAGCCACCAGAAUGUAAUCCUUCCAGAAUCAUUUCCACACCAUCCACACCCCUUUCAACACCUUCCAAAAUCAUUUCCACACCAUCCACACCCCUUUCAACACCAAAACAAGAUAAGAUAACUUUUUCUGGAGAGAAAGAAGAGAAACAGAGACCUGCCAAUGCUCCUCUGGUGAACCUAAGCGAUGCUGAUCUUCUGCUUUCAUCAGAGCAUUCGGCUAGAAGGUGUAACAGCAAGGGCAGAGGUAGUAUCUACAAUCCAGUUUUGGGAAUAUGCUGUCAUUUUUGCAGGCAAAAGAAAUUGUGUGGUGAAGAAGACUGCAAGAGAUGUGGCAAUUUUGAUGUGAAUGAACCAUGCUUGGGAAAGACUGAUUGUUCUGUCUGUCACUCUAGCACUGGUGUUUUUUGUAGAGCCUGUCUCAAGGUUCGAUAUGGAGAAGAAAUUGAGGAAGUGAGAGAAAACAAGGGAUGGAUGUGUCCACAUUGCAUAGAAGAACAAGGAACUAAGCCUUACUGGAUAUGUAACAGUUCAAUAUGUCUGAGGAAACGAAAGAUGCCUCCAACUGGAAUAGCAGUAUUUAAAGCUCGUCAAAUGGGGUACAAUUCAGUGGCACAUCUACUAAUGGAAGAACUUAGACUUGGAAAAUGCAAGUGAUCACUUAUUGUAUUCAACAGUUGGUAGAUCUUAAUUUAUUUAGACUUCAAUUGUCACUCUGUUUCUUUUGUAACA